AUGGAAGGCUACAAUGUAAUUCCCAUUAUUAAAUUGUGGCUAGACUUGGAGAAUAUUGAUAAUAGGAAUUAUUCUGAAAUUCCUGGUGAAAGUGUGGGUGGAGUAGCUUUUUAUAAAAGGGAUGUUGUUACUGCCCUCGUGACCACACAGAAUUCUGGAAAUGCUCAGUUGGUUGAGUGUUCACAGUUGUCAGCUAAGCCUCAUUUGGAUCUUGUGGAAUUAGCUCAACAUAUACAGACAGCUGACAAUUUCACUAAAGCCAAUGUUUGCAGCAAGUUAACCGUCAUUGCCGAACAAGUACGUUUUUUGCAAGAGCAAGCAAGAAAGGUUUUGGUAGAAGCUAAAACUAAUUCUGACCUUCAUCAUGUGGCUUGUAACUUUCGUAAAAUACCUGGUACAACCUAUUAUUUGUACCGAAGGUCUUCUGGUCAUCGAUACUUCUCGAUGAUCAGUCCUGAAGUAAGUUUUAUUUUUUUUAAAUGUUAUAUGCAGAGCCUGAACUAGAAUGGGACAGCAAUGAGGGUUGGCAAACUAACUGAAACAGUUUGCCACAUCACUUGUGAGGGAGGGCAUGGCGAGGUGGUUAGGGUGCUCGGCUCGCAAUCUUCGGGUUGCAGGUUCGAAUCCCCGUCACACCAAACAUGCUCACCC
This is a messenger RNA of Limulus polyphemus (Atlantic horseshoe crab), 651 nucleotides long. RefSeq lists its product as uncharacterized. NCBI's taxonomy places the organism in Eukaryota, Metazoa, Arthropoda, Merostomata, Xiphosura, Limulidae. Bases 1 to 504 code for a protein of 167 amino acids. The transcript is spliced from 3 exons. The record is from RefSeq and is a predicted model, not a curated record.